UUUUUUAAAAGAUGAGUUAUCAUAAUCAUAUGUCUCUACCAAAAGCAUUCCCUGAUGAAGACUCUGAAGUGGAUGAUUCACAAAUUCAAGUUUUGCAUAUGACAAAUGUUAGUUCAUCAGAAUCAGAAAUUCCCUCAGAAAUGGUGUCAUCAGAGGUUAAUUCUUCAAUCUUUGAAUCAACCAGUUCAACUUCAACAACCGAUAGCCAACAAUCGGUAUCAGCAGUUAAUUUAAGUAAAUUAGCAUACAAUUCAAUGUCAAUAUGUUUAGGUAAUACAAUUGAUAAAUUAAUAAUAAAUAAUACAAUAUUACAAUUAAGUGAGGUAAAUAGUUGGCAGAAACCAUUUACCUACGAUACAAUCGAACAACGUAUAAACGAUAUAAAAAAGACACAAACAUCAUUACCAGAAUCGGUGCGGGAUCCAUUAUUAAAUUUAACAAAUUUACAAAAACUAAAACGUGAUGUAACAAUGAUUAUACGUACAUUUAAAUUAAUAUUAAAACAAAUACAAAGUUAUGAAAAUUUAGAAGAUUUGUUUAAUGUUGCUGAUUUAAUUAAACGUUUUAAUAAUGAUGAAUAUGAGUUAAUCUAUGAAUGUAAUAGAAAUAUUAAAUUAGUACGACAAUUAAUUACUGAUAUACGUGCUGAAACAAGGAAAGAUAAUAUUGUACAUGAUGCUGGUGUAACUGUUGAUUUAACAUUACGAUUUACAAAUCAUUGGGAUUUAAAUCGAUACAAUCAAAAUAGAUUACGAUUACAAAUUGAUGAACAGACUUUACAAAAUGAGAUUAAUGAGCGUAUGGCAAUGUACGAUCAAGAUACAGAACAAUCUGAUAUGGAUUUUAAAAAAUUAUUGGCUGAUCAAGCAAUACAACAUAAAAAUUAUAAAGAGAUGAAAAAAGAAUUUAAACGUCGUAAAAUAGAAAUGGCUGAAUGGAUUAAAGAUAAAACAGAACGUGAAGAAAUCGAAAAACAUACACAACUAAUUAAUUCAGCUGCAACGAAAAUUCAAGCCUGGUAUCGGGGUCGUUUGGUACGGCAUGCAAUUGGACCAUACAAAUUUUUAAAAGCAUUAAGACGUAAAGCUGCCGCUGCUUCGAAAAAAGCGGCAAAAGCAGCUAAAAAACAUGAAAAAAAAGCUCAUUGA
This is a messenger RNA of Chrysoperla carnea, 1148 nucleotides long. RefSeq names its product dynein regulatory complex protein 9-like. Gene Ontology annotation, cellular component: cytoplasm; motile cilium. The transcript has 5 exons. NCBI's taxonomy places the organism in Eukaryota, Metazoa, Arthropoda, Insecta, Neuroptera, Chrysopidae. The coding region runs from base 12 to 1148 and encodes 378 amino acids. Gene Ontology annotation, biological process: cilium organization. The record is from RefSeq and is a predicted model, not a curated record. Gene Ontology annotation, molecular function: protein binding.